AACUAAUAGUCCAGUCUAGUAUAAAAAAGAUUUUUCUUGCAUGCUGAAAAAUAUUUGACAUUUAAUUUAGCUUCAAAUUAAAAUUAAUUAUAUAAUUUGUUUGAAAUAUGUUUUCCGUAUAUAGAGCACUAAGAAAUGUAUACAAGAUUUCACCAGUUUAUAGGAAAUAUUCAAGUUCAAUAAUAUCAAAACCUCAAAAUCUUAAUCCUUGGUCACGAUGUUUAUCAUAUAAAGGAUAUGAUCCAUUUAAAAAAUAUUUAAGUACAAAAGCUGAUGAAAAAGCUGACCACAAUAUUAUAAAAGAUACCGAAAAAGCUAUUGGAGAUGUCAACAAACAUGAAUUCCAGGCUGAAACAAGAAUGCUACUUGAUAUUGUGGCUCGGUCUUUAUAUUCAGAAAAAGAAGUAUUCGUACGGGAGCUUAUUUCAAAUGCCUCUGAUGCUUUAGAAAAAUUUCGUUACACCAUCCAUACAGCCGGAGAAGGCGAAAAAAACUAUAGUGAAGCAGAUAGGCCUUUAGAAAUUCAUAUCGGAACCGAUAAGCAACGAAUGAUACUAACUAUUCAAGAUACUGGAAUUGGUAUGACACAAAAUGAAUUAGUUGACAACUUAGGUAUGAUAGCUAGAUCCGGCUCCAAAAAAUUUUUGCAAGAAAUUAAAGACAAAGGUUUAACGCAAGAAAAUUCUUCCAAUAUUAUUGGACAAUUUGGAGUUGGAUUUUAUUCAGCUUUUAUGGUAGCUGAUAAAGUAGAAGUUUACACAAAAUCUUCUAAGGUGGGUUCAGUGGGAUUGAAAUGGUCGUCAGAUGGAUCCGGAUCAUAUGAGAUACAAGAAGCCGAAGGUGUAGCAAAUGGUACUAAAAUUGUUAUCUAUUUGAAAACAGAAUCGCGUGAAUAUUCUGAUGAAGACAGAAUCAAAGCUGUUAUUAAGAAAUACAGUAAUUUUGUUGGAAGUCCUAUUUAUUUGAAUGGUAAACGUGUAAAUGAUAUCCAACCGUUGUGGUUAAUGGAUCCAAAAGAUGUUACAAGCGAGCAGCACAUUGAAUUUUACAGAUUUAUUGGCAACUCUUAUGAUAUUCCGAGGUUUACAUUGCACUAUAAGACUGAUGCACCCUUGAGUAUUCGAGCGCUAUUAUAUUUCCCAGAAGGAAAACCAGGUUUAUUUGAAUUAUCAAGAGAUAUGACAAUUGGUGUAGCCUUAUACACCAGAAAAAUUUUAAUUCAAUCAAAAACUGAAAAUUUGCUGCCAAAAUGGUUAAGGUUUGUAAAAGGAGUGGUAGACUCUGAAGAUAUACCAUUAAAUUUAAGUAGAGAACUGUUACAAAAUAGUGCAUUAAUAAGAAAGCUCCGAAAUGUUUUAACAAAUCGCGUCUUACGGUUUUUACAAGAACGUGCUACAAAAGACCCAGUUGAAUAUGAAAAAUUUUAUCGUGAUUACAACAUGUUUUUGAAAGAAGGAAUUGUUAUUUCAGAAGAACAUAGAGAAAAAGAAGAAAUUGCUAAAUUAUUACGUUUUGAGUCAUCGAAAACAACAGACUCCAAAAAGAUUUCAUUACCAGAAUACUGCAACAAUGUUGGUCCAGAACAAAAAGAAAUUUAUUAUUUAGCUGCACCAAAUCGUACUUUAGCAGAAUCUUCACCUUAUUAUGAGAGUUUAAAGAAAAAAAACAUUGAAGUAAUAUUUUGUUAUGAGCCCCAUGAUGAAUUAGUAUUGAUGCAACUGAAUAUGUUUUUGGGCAAAAAUAUUGUGUCUGUAGAAAAAGAAAUGAGAUCGUCAAAUGAGGAAACAAUUGACUUAGCAGAAGGUAGUUUACUUAAAACCCAAGUCGAUGAGCUUAUUCCAUAUAUUAAAGAAAAACUUGCUGGAAAAGUUGCUAAUGUGAAAAUAACGAAUAAGUUAGAAACACAUCCUUGUGUUAUAACUGUUGAAGAAAUGGGCGCAGCACGUCAUUUUAUUCGAACUCAAAGCCAUCAGUUACCAGAGGAGAAUCGAUUUGCUCUUUUACAGCCACAACUUGAAAUAAAUCCAAAACAUGUACUAAUUAAAAAAUUGCAUAGCUUAAUGAAAACCAAUCCAGAAUUAGCUGAACUUUUAACAAAACAACUUUUCAUUAAUGGAAUGGUUGGAGCUGGUCUCGCUGAUGAUUCCAGAACAUUAUUAACAACAAUUAAUGAUUUAUUAAUUAAAGCCCUAGAAAAAUAUUAAAUAAUGAAAAUUUUAAAACUUAAAUAAAAAAAAAAAUAAAAUCUA
Molecule: messenger RNA, 2249 nt
Organism: Condylostylus longicornis
Lineage: Eukaryota; Metazoa; Arthropoda; Insecta; Diptera; Dolichopodidae
Gene: Trap1
Product: heat shock protein 75 kDa, mitochondrial
Exons: 6
Coding region: 108-2204 (698 amino acids)
Biological process (GO): protein folding
Cellular component (GO): mitochondrial inner membrane
Molecular function (GO): ATP hydrolysis activity; ATP-dependent protein folding chaperone; protein kinase binding
Source: RefSeq, a predicted model, not a curated record